AUGGCGGCGGGGCCCGCGGCCGCCGCUCCCGGGGCUCCCGCGGUGCUGCCGCCCGGCAGGUGCCGCCGGCCGGUGUACCGUCCGUUCGACCGCUCCUGCCCGCCCCGGCCCUUCCCGGGGAACGGGAGCGGCGGUAGCCGCCCGCCGCGGGCAGCGGCCGUUGGCGUUGUUGGCAGCGCGGUGCGGUUUGGCGAGAUCCGCGGCGAGAGGCCACGCGUGUGCGGCGCGGGGAAAAGGGAACUUUUCCGUUGCGCUCUGCUGAUGGAGACUGCCAAGCUCAACCCCAUCAUCCGGGAUGUCUAUGCGGCCGCUGGCCGCGUCCAGCAAGCACCGGCCACCACCUCGGCGCGGAGGGGCAACGGCUGCCGAGAGCUCAUGGUCAAGCUGACGGAGGGGCAGUACGUGCUGUGCCGCUGGACCGAUGGGCUCUAUUACCUCGGAAAGAUCAAAAGGGUGAGUGGCUCCAAGCAGAGCUGCCUCGUCACGUUUGAGGACAACUCCAAGUACUGGGUCCUCUGGAAGGACAUCCAGCAUGCCGGCGUCCCCGGGGAGGAGCCCAAGUGCAACAUCUGCCUGGGAAAGACAUCGGGCCCCAUGAACGAAAUCCUCAUCUGCGGGAAGUGCGGGUUGGGUUAUCACCAGCAGUGCCACAUCCCGGUGGCGAGCGGCAGCGAGGGCCCGCUGGGGACACCGUGGUUCUGCCGCCGCUGCAUAUUUGCCCUGGCCGUGCGGAAGGGGGGUGCCCUGAAGAAGGGAGCCAUUGCCAAGACACUGCAAGCCGUCAAGAUGGUGCUCUCCUACAACCCCGACCUGCUCGAGUGGGACUCCCCACACCGGACCAACCAGCAGCAGUGCUACUGCUACUGCGGGGGCCCCGGCGAGUGGUACCUGAAGAUGCUGCAGUGCUACCGCUGCCGGCAGUGGUUCCACGAAGCCUGCACCCAGUGCCUCAGCGACCCCAUGAUGUUUGGAGACCGGUUCUAUGUGUUUUUCUGCUCCGUAUGCAAUCAGGGACCUGAAUACAUCAAGCGCCUGCCCUUGAGAUGGGUGGAUGUCGUCCAUCUCGCCCUCUACAACCUGGGCGUACAGAGCAAAAAGAAGUACUUUGACUUCGAGGAGAUCUUGGCCUUCGUGAACCACCACUGGGAUCCGCUGCAGCUCGGGAAGCUGACGGGCACCCCCAUCUCCGAGCGGGGCCCCCACCUUCUCAAUGCACUCAACAGCUAUAAAAGCAGGUUUCUGUGUGGGAAGGAAAUCAAAAAGAAGAAAUGCAUCUUUCGCCUGCGGAUCCGCGUCCCGCCGAACCCCCCCAGCAAGGUGCUGCCAGAGAAAGCCCCCGGCGUGGGCGAGAGCGGCUCCUGCGAGCUGAAGAAGAGGGGAAAAAGCAAAUACGUCCAUAAGGACGGCCUGCUGCCACGGCAGCUCCAGCAGCAGAAGCGGCGAGCGGCACGGCGCAAGAGGGCCAAGUUCCUGCUGGAGGAUGCCAUUCCCAGCAGUGACUUCACCUCCGCCUGGAGCACCAACCACCACCUGGCCAGCAUCUUUGACUUCACGCUGGACGAAAUUCAGAGCCUGAAAAGUGCCAGCUCGGGACAGACUUUCCUGUCGGAUGUGGACUCCACGGAUGCUGCCAGCACCUCGGGCUCAGCUUCCACGAGCCUCUCCUACGAGUCCAGCCGGAGGACCGUGGGCAGCCGCAAGCGCAAGCUGGCAGCGCCAGCCUACGCCUCGGCAGGGGCGAAGAGGAGAGGCGGAGAGGCAGGCGGGCGCCCGGCCGCGGGCACCCCCGAGGGCAGCGAGGCAGCCUGCGGCCCCGACCGCCCGGACGACGGCAUCGACAGCCACACCUUCGAGAGCAUCAGCGAGGACGACUCCUCGCUCUCCCACCUCAAGUCCUCCAUCAGCAGCUACUUCGGGGCGGCGGGCAGGCUGGUCUGUGGCGAGAAGUACCAAGUGCUGGCGCGGCGGGUGACACUGGAGGGGAAGGUGCAGUACCUGGUGGAGUGGGAAGGCACGACCCCAUACUGA
Molecule: messenger RNA, 2028 nt
Organism: Gavia stellata (red-throated loon)
Lineage: Eukaryota; Metazoa; Chordata; Aves; Gaviiformes; Gaviidae
Gene: PHF19
Product: PHD finger protein 19
Biological process (GO): chromatin organization; regulation of DNA-templated transcription
Cellular component (GO): nucleus
Molecular function (GO): DNA binding; chromatin binding
Source: RefSeq, a predicted model, not a curated record